Molecule: messenger RNA, 2514 nt
Organism: Necator americanus (New World hookworm)
Lineage: Eukaryota; Metazoa; Nematoda; Chromadorea; Rhabditida; Ancylostomatidae
Exons: 21
Coding region: 1-2514 (837 amino acids)
Cellular component (GO): cell surface; extracellular region; membrane
Molecular function (GO): acetylglucosaminyltransferase activity
Source: RefSeq, a predicted model, not a curated record
AUGAUUCCCAUCAUCUUAGCAUCCGGAAUUUUCGCUAUCUUGCAAAUCACAAAUGCUGGAGAAGGAACAGUGAACGUUUUUGGAUGUGUUUAUUGCAAAGGAAGAUCACUCAGAAAUAUUACCGUCAAAAUGUACGACGUUGAUUUUAUUUUCGAUUCUUUCAUGGGGAAAACGAGAACAGACAGCGAUGGAUGCUUCUUCGUGAAUGGUACUGCGAUUGAUCUAAGCAGCGAUAUCGAUCCAGUGAUCAAUUUUUAUCACAAAUGUGAUAUGGGUAUAGAUUAUGGGCGUUGCCUGCUUAAAUCUCGUCUAUUUCUGAAAUCGACGGAGACAGUAAACACUGCGAAUCCGGUUUUAUUAGAAUUGAGCAUAUUUUAUCAUCCACAAAAUGCUUAUUGUAUCACAGUCGAUGGGACUGCUAGCAGACGGUUCAAGAACGUUAUUAUGGCAUUGCCGAAAUGUUUUAAAAAUAUGGCCGCAUUUAUCGGAAAACGUUCACAGUGGGGAAGUUACGGUAUCCUCGAUAACGUAUAUAAUUGUUUCCACUAUCUCACCAAUCUUAAACACGGCUGGAAAUACUAUCAAUACUUAUCCGGCUCGGAUCUACCAAUACGAACAAAUCUUGAAAUGGUUCGCAUAAUGAAGGCUUUGAAUGGAUCGAUCAACUCCGACAUUGAAGAAUAUGAAAUGGAUCGCUAUCGAACUAUGGAAGGGAUUCAUCCACCAGUUCCUCUCUACAAAUCGGCUAUGUCGGUCGCUGUACCUCGUGAAGCCGCCAAUUACAUUGUCAGAAGUCAAAAAGUGAAAAGACUUCUACGAUAUCUCAGUCAUACAUGGAUUCCGGAUGAAUCAUUCUGGACAUCGGUUGCUGGUAAUGCUCCAUUGCUCCGAGUUCCCGGCUCAUUUCGCGCAAGAGACAUUAUUUGGCUACGAAAAUACAUGAAAAUGAAUCCACCAUGGGAAAAAACAACGAGUUCAGUAGGUACCACAUAUAUCGGACGAUAUCAAGUUUGGGAAUGGCAAAAACCAUGUGGAGGACAAAUAAGGAGUUGGUCAUGCGUUUUUGGAGUCCUUGAUGUUCCGGAUAUUAUUCAAAGACCUGAAUUAAUUGCACACAAACUUAGUCUCGGUGUUGAACCUGCAGCAUUUAUGUGUAUUAUGAAGGAAAUCCGCUACCGAAGUCACAAUCCAGUCGAAUUCGAUGCUUCAAGUUAUGGCGAGAUGCCAACUGUAGAACUCUACAGCGGAAAAAGAAUUACAGAAUUAAGACAUCCGGAUUGGUUGUUACAAACAUUCGGAUGCACUAACUCCGAAAUCACCGACACCGCAAGACUUUUGUUUCUCAAUGCUCAUAAUGAAGCACGCUUAAGCGUUGCUAAAGGCUUAGAACCAAACAAAUGCGGAUUUCUGGGUCCUGCAAAGAAUAUGUAUAAAUUGCAAUGGGAUUGUACAUUAGAACAACAGGCUCAGGAUUACAUUGCUAACUGCCCGUCAUCUAUGGGAACGUUUAGUGGAUAUUCACAGAAUAUUAUCAAAUAUACUGGAACAUUCUCAAAUCCUCUAACAAACGUAGCAACAGCUCUAACCAAAUGGUGGAGUGUUGUUCGUCAGAACGGGAACACUGAUCCAGAGAACAAAUACGUGAACACAAAUCUUUAUUCUUUCGCAAAUAUGGUCCAUGGAAAAAUGACAGGUAUCGGUUGCGCUUACAAGGUCUGCUCAGCUAGUAGUGCAUUGACUGUUACUUGUCUCUACAAUAAAAUUGGUUACUAUACGAAUGGUGUAAUGUGGGAGAAUGGCGCAGCUUGUACAUCGGCAGCAGAUUGUACAACUUAUCCUGGAUCAACGUGUUCAGGAGGACUCUGUGUUGAAGAGAUUGAAGAGAGUGAUACUGGAGCUAACACUAUGUGCCCAUCGAAUUCGAACAUGACAGAUGCGAGUCGAAAGAAAUUCCUAGAGGUGCACAACUAUUUGAGAUCUCGAGUUCCUAAAGGCCUUGAACCUGAUGCAUUAGGCGGAAAUGCACCGAAAGCGUCAAAAAUGCUUAAGAUGGUUUAUGACUGUAACGUGGAAGCAUCAGCAAUAACACACAGUCAAAAAUGUGUAUAUCAACAUUCAACAUCAGCAGAAAGGCCAGGAUUAGGCGAGAACCUUUAUAGGACAAGUGCACUAAACGUUGAUCGUGUAACAACAGCCGCUGAGUCCUCACAAUUAUGGUGGGAUGAACUUAAAAAAUAUGGUGUUGGACAAGAGAAUAUGCUAACUGAUGCUUUAUGGAAUAGACCAGGAAUGGCGGUUGGACAUUAUACUCAGAUGGCCUGGGAAACCACUUACAAGCUCGGCUGCUCCAUCCAACACUGCCCAACAUUCACCUAUUCUGUUUGUCAAUAUGGGCCAGCUGGAAACUACAUGAACCAAAUGAUAUACACCAUUGGAAAUCCAUGUACAGAUGAUUCCGGAUGUCCAGGAUCCUAUACAUGUAGCGUUACUGAAGGUCUCUGUAAUGUUGUCUAG